GGCUGCCAGAAUGGCUCCCGUUGAGUGUGCAGCACCAGCGUGUGUCAUGUCUUGGCUGCGUUUCUGGGGCCCAUGGCCCCUCCUUACGUGGCAACUAUUGCAUUUCCUAGUCAAGGAGGCUCAGCCUCUGGUGCGGGUCAACGACCCGCUCCAGCUGACCUCUAACCCCAUGGGGCCACCUGAGCCCUGGUCUUCCCGCUCCUCCCAUCUCCCGUGGGAAUCUCCCCAUGCACCUGCUCCCCUAGCAGCCCCGGGGGACUUUGAAUACCUGGGGCCCUCUGCUUCUUUGCAGAUGUCAUCCCUGCCCCAGGAAUCGACUGAAAAUUUGGCUCCAUUCCUGGACACCGAUUCAGCUGGAGAGCUGCCCCUGGGACCAGAGCAGUUCUCGGCUGCCCAGCAGGAUUUAUAUGACAAGCUGACUCCACAAGAAAGGCUCCCGGUUUCGCCCAAGAACCUGAAGAAACAUCUAGCUGAGCGUUGGAGCCUUGCUGAGAUUACUGGGAUUCCACACCAAUUAUCCAAACCUCAGCGUCAGAAACAGACUUUUCAGGAUGAAUAUUCCAGUAUGGACACACUGUAUCCUGGCAGCCUGCCUCCAGAACUCCGGGUGAACGCAGAUGAGCCUCCAGGGCCACCUGAGCAAGUUGGACUUUCUCAGUUCCAUCGAGAGCCCGAAACUCAAAAUCCAGAGACCCUGGAAGACAUCCAGUCCUCUUCACUCCAGGAAGAAGCCCCAGCACAGCUUCCACAGCUCCCUCAGGAGGUAGAACCUUCAACCCAGCAGGAGUCCCCAGCUCUGCCUCCAGAGUCCUCUAUGGAGAGUCUAGCUCAAACUCCACUGAAUCAUGAAGUGACAGUUCAACCUCCAGGUGAGGAUCAAGCUCAUUAUAACUUGCCCAACAUUACCAUUAAACCUGCAGAUGUGGAGGUUACCAUGACAUCAGAGCCCAAAAAUGAGGCAGAAUCUUCCCAAGCCCAGAAGGAGGCCCCAAAUCAGCCUCCAGAGGAGGUGGAACCUUCUGCAACCCAACAGGAGGCCCCAACUGAGCCGCCAGGUCCUCCCAUGGAGCCUGAACUUUCCCCCAGUGAGCAGGAGCAGCCAGCUCAGCCUUCUGAGUCUUCUGGGGAGGUUGAAUCUUCUCCAGCCCAGCAGGAGGCCCCAGCUCAGCCCUUAAUGUCCCCUGAGCAGUUUCAACGUUUGAAAGACCAGCAAGACAUAAUUCAGCAGCUAAGUAGACCUGAAAAUUAUGAACAACUUCCAGUCCAUAAAGAGACCACAACUCAGCCUCCAACUCAGCUCUCCUCAGACUUUGGAAGUUCACUGAAUGAUGAAGCAAUAGGUUCACCUCUAGAUGUGUCAUAUCUAGAUCUAGAUAGGGAGCUUACCAAACCUACAGCAGUCACUAUGGGGGUAGAACCUUCUCCAGUCCAGCAGGACAACCCUCCUAUUCCCAUUGAACAGGCUGACUUUUCUCCAGCCCAGCCUGAUCUCCCUUCCCCGCCUCUGCAUUCUCCUGAAAAGAUUGAAUCUCCAGUCCACCAAGAGGCCACAGCUCAGACUCUAGAUCCCCCUAAGGAGGCAGAACCUUCUCCAGUCCAGCAAGGGUUCCCAGCUGAGCCACCAGAGCCCCCUAAGGAAGUUGAACCAUCUGCAACCCAGCAGGAAGCCUCGGGUCAUCCUCGGAAGUCCACUGAAGAGGUCAGUCCUCCACCACAGUGGGAGAUACCAGCUCAGCCAUCAGAGCCACCUGAGAAGGUCAAACCAUCUCCAGUCCUACAGCAGGCCCCAACUCGGCUUUUAAAGCCACCUAAAGAGGUAGAGUCCUCUCCAGUCCAACAGGCGGUCCCUGCUCAGCCUUCAGACCCUGCUAUGGUGAUAGAACCCUCUCUGACCCAGCAGAUGGCCCCACCUUUGCCUCCAGAGUUCCCUCAGGAGAUAGAACCAUCUGUAACUCAGCAGGAGGUUCCAGCUGAGAUUCCAGAGCUCUCUAUGGAGGCAGAACCUUCUCUGACCCAGCAGGAGGCCACAGUUCAGGCUCCAGAGUCCCCUAAGGAGGUAGAACAUUCAAGGCAGCAAAUGGUCCCAGUUCAGCUUCCAGAGCCACCUAAGGAAUUUGCUGCUCAACCUCCAGCUCAUUAUGAGGUGACAGUCCCAACACCAGGCCAGGAUCCAGCUCAGCAUUCAACAUUGCCCAGUGUCACUGUUCAACCUUUGGACCUGGGACUUACCAUCAUUCUAGAAUCCACGACAGAGGUUGAACUUUCUCCAACCAUGCAGGAGACCCCAACUCAGCCUCCUAAGAAAGUUGUACCCCAACUUGAAAUAUAUCAAGAGGUAACAAUUCCAACACCAGGUCAGGAUCGAGCUCAGCAUCCAAUGUCACCCGUUCAACCUUUGGACCUGGGACUUACCGUCACUGCAGAACCCACUAUGGAUGUUGAACAUUCUACACCCCUGAAGAGGACUAUAGUUCCUCCAAAGCACCUUAAGCUGACAAUUCCACAUCCAGACCAGAUUCAGACUCAGCAUUCACACCUGACUGAAGCCACAGUUCAACCUCUGGACCUGGAGCUUAGCAUAACUACAGAGCCUACUACAGAGGUUAAACCAUCUCCAACCACGCAGGAAACCUCAGCUCAGCCUCCAGACCCGGGACUUGCCAUAACUCCAGAACCCACUACAGAGAUUGGACAUUCCACAGUCCUGGAGAAGACUACAGCUCCUCAUCCAGACCAGGUUCAGACUCUGCAUCGAAGCCUGACUGAGGUCACAGGUCCACCUACAAAGUUAGAAUCUUUGCAGGAUUCAUUGGUGCAGUCUGAAACUGCACCAGAGGAACAGAAGGCCUCCACAAGCACCAACAUAUGUGAGCUCUGUACCUGCGGAGAUGAGACUCUGUCAUGUGUUGAUCUCAGCCCAAAGCAGAGGCUCCACCAAGUGCCUGUGCCAGAGCCCAACACCUACAAUGGCAUCUUCACCACCUUAAAUUUCCAAGGAAACUAUAUUUCAUACAUUGAUGGAAAUGUAUGGAAAGCAUACAGUUGGACCGAGAAACUAAUUCUCAGUGAAAAUUAUUUGACUGAAUUACAUAACGAUUCAUUUGAAGGCCUGCUAUCCCUCCAGUAUUUAGAUUUAUCCUGCAAUAAAAUACAGUAUAUUGAAAGACGUACAUUUGAAUCACUACCAUUUUUGCAGUAUAUAAAUCUGGGCUGCAAUUUAAUUACGGAACUGAGCCACGGAACAUUUCAGGCCUGGCACGGAAUGCAGUUUUUACACAACUUAAUUCUCAAUCGCAAUCCUCUGACUGCUGUCGAAGAUCCAUAUCUCUUUGAACUGCCGGCAUUAAAAUAUCUAGACAUGGGAACAACGCACAUCACACUUACAACGCUCAAGAACAUUCUCACGAUGACUGUUGAACUGGAAAAACUGAUCUUACCUAGCCAUGUGGCCUGCUGCCUCUGCCAAUUUAAAAAUAGCAUUGAGGCUGUCUGCGAGACAGUCAAGCUGCAUUGCAACACUGAAUGUCUGAUUAACACCGUACAUUGUCCUGAAGAAGCAUCUGUAGGGAAUCCAGAAGGAGCGUUCAUGAAGGUGUUACAAGCCCGGAAGCAGCACACAAGCACUGAGCUGACUAUUGAGUCGGAGGCGCCCUCAGACAGCAGCGCAUCAACUGUGAUACAGGUGAUGAAGCUGGGCUGCUUCUUGCUCCACAGCACCAUCUCCUCGGCCACUGCUGGCAGCUGCCCUAGAUGA
Nomascus leucogenys (northern white-cheeked gibbon) is the source of this 3754-nucleotide messenger RNA. Its product is annotated as leucine-rich repeat-containing protein 37B-like. Bases 11 to 3754 code for a protein of 1247 amino acids. The transcript has 11 exons. Gene Ontology annotation, molecular function: protein binding. NCBI's taxonomy places the organism in Eukaryota, Metazoa, Chordata, Mammalia, Primates, Hylobatidae. The record is from RefSeq and is a predicted model, not a curated record.